Molecule: messenger RNA, 1271 nt
Organism: Daldinia loculata
Lineage: Eukaryota; Fungi; Ascomycota; Sordariomycetes; Xylariales; Hypoxylaceae
Exons: 2
Coding region: 165-1034 (289 amino acids)
Source: RefSeq, a predicted model, not a curated record
CUCGAGUUAUUUGGGAAUAUUCACUCAGCAACAUCGACCAACUCGUCACUCAUUCACAGCCACUCAUUUAGUUUUGCACUCGUAUUUCAAAUAUAAAUUCAACCAUUCAACCAUUCAAUUUCUAUCUUUCGAGGUUUUUACUCUUUCCAACCCAAUCAAUCAAAAUGCAGCAACGCGCAAUCAUCGCUCUCAUCACCCUGCUCGCAGCAGCCGCCAACACCGCGCCACUUAACUCGGUACCCGGCGCCGGAGCUCUUGCACACCCCACUGGCAAGGUCAUGGGGCAUACCGCCCGAGCCGCCCCUCACACUGUGUCUGGCGUCACUGCUGGCGGCGCCGGCAUGAAGGGAGAAUCCAAGCAGGGCCACAAGUCCGCUGAGGGUGCUCAAGGAGCCGUGAAGGGUGGCCAAAAGGCCGGCGGUGCUGGCCAGAAGGCCGGAAAAGCAGGACAGCAUGCCGUCGAGGGCAGCCAGGUAGCCGGCCAAGAAGGCCAAAAGGCUCAUAAGGAGGGUCAGUUCACCGACAAGGACGAACAGCAGGCUGGCAUGGCGGGCCAGAAAGCUGGCAAGCAGGGGCACAAGUCCGCUGAGGAACAACACCAGUCCUACGAGCACGGCAGUGAGGGCAGCCGGGCCGGUAACUACGGCGCCGACAGGAGCGCUUCCAAGAAGGGCGUCGCCCACAACAACAAGAACGGCGCCAACAGUGCCGACAGGGCCUCCUUGGACAUGGCCGACGGCUUCCAGGCCGGUUUCGAAGGAUCCAAGUCCGGAUUUGAGGGAUCCAAGGCCGGCUAUGAAGGCUCCAAGCACGGCAACCAGGGAUACAAAUCAGGCACCGAAGGCUCCCGCUCUGGAUUCGAAGGCUCGCAGGGCGCAGCUGAAGGAUCCAAGGUCGCAGCCGAGGGCUCCAAGGCUGGUUUCGAGGGCUCCAAGGGCGCUGCUGAAGGAUCCAGGGCUAAGAAGGAAGGCGAUAAGGAAGAAAGCUCGCUUUCUGGACUUCUCGGUGGUUUCAGCGGCUUCGGUGCUAACUAGAGGCUAUGCCACCGAUCCUUAUCAGCAUCAUUUGUCCCCCGUCAAUGGACCUCAUACACGAUGGAGAGCAGAGUUUGGAAUUGGAAGAGUGAAAAAGGGAUGUCCAGGGUAUCUUUUAGUGGAAGUUUAGUCUUGAAGUAACAAUUGGUUCUGUGUUGUGUGGUGUAUUAAUAGAUUCUGAUUUCCAUUCAUUUCUAGCCUUAACUGAAUCCUAUUAUCCGUUAGCCCCUCCUCGUC